UCUUGACCAACACAGAGCCAUGGCUGGUUUCUCUUGGUCUCUGUUGUUCACUGCGCUAACCAUGAUCGCAAACGCUAAGUAUGCUGCAGGUCUAGCAAGUUUCCAGCCUACUCUUUGGUCUUUCGCCUACGCCACAUUUUACGGCGAUGGAACCGCAUCAAAUGACAUGGGUGGAGCUUGUGGAUACGGGAACCUUUAUACCAAUGGCUACGGUACUGAUACUGCAGCACUGAGCUCGACUUUGUUUAAAAACGGGUUUGCAUGCGGAACUUGUUAUCAAAUCCGGUGCAUCGGAUCAAAGGCAUGCUAUCGGGGGUACCCGAUAGCCACCGUGACCGCUACCAACCUCUGCCCCCCGAAUUGGUCUAAGGACUCGAAUAAUGGUGGGUGGUGCAAUCCGCCAAGGACACACUUCGACAUGUCGAAGCCCGCUUUUAUGAAGAUUGCUUAUUGGAAGGCUGGUAUCGUGCCGGUCAUGUAUCGCCGGGUUCCUUGCGUAAAAAAGAGCGGAAUACGAUUCACUUUCCAAGGGAAUGGAUACUGGCUUCUAGCGUACGUGAUGAACGUAGGCGGAGGUGGGGACAUCGCCGGCAUGUGGGUCAGAGGAAGCAGGAGCGGGUGGAUCAGGAUGAGCCACAAUUGGGGCGCAUCGUAUCAGGCCUUCGCAAGCCUCGGCGGCCAAUCCCUCUCCUUCUUGAUCACCUCUUACACCACCAAGCAAUCAAUCAUCGCGUGGAAUGUUGCCCCGAGUAAUUGGAACGUUGGGUUGACGUAUCAAGCCUCUGUGAACUUUCAUUAGUAUAAAGCUGCAGGAGGCGAUGAGAAGCUGUACGAAAAUUUUGCCUUUUUUUUUCUUCCCAUCCAGUUUGUUUUUGUUGCUUACAUAUAUAUAUAUGUAUAUCUUGAAGAUGUUUAUUGGGGUUAAUUA
Messenger RNA from Asparagus officinalis (garden asparagus), 928 nucleotides. RefSeq names its product putative expansin-A30. The record is from RefSeq and is a predicted model, not a curated record. The coding region runs from base 20 to 799 and encodes 259 amino acids. Gene Ontology annotation, cellular component: extracellular region. Lineage: Eukaryota; Viridiplantae; Streptophyta; Magnoliopsida; Asparagales; Asparagaceae. The transcript is spliced from 3 exons. Gene Ontology annotation, biological process: plant-type cell wall organization.